AACAUCACUUCACGUCCCAGUUUUGAUCAUCCUUCUCACCUCGGAGAAGCAGAGCGAGGUCAGGAACUCUUUGAAAUUUAGGACUGAGAAUCUAAUAAAAGAAAAGAGCUCAUGGAGUUUGUUUACGGGGCUUUAGCUAAUUAAAAAGAGGUAACCGAACCACCCUCUCUCUUCUGUUCGUCCACACAAGAACAAAGAGAGAGAGUGUGUUGCAUGAGGAGCUCAUGACAGCUCAACUCGGGACCAAGUGAGAUGAAACUGGGCAGGAAAACACUGGAGCGCCGCGAGAAAACACAGCCUCUCUCCGUCAAUCUGGAACUCCCUCCCAGCUAAAGGAUGAUGGGAUACAGCCAGGGAUGCUCGUGUGUUUCAGAAACACGGUCCCGCUCAGCAUGUCCAAUGCUAUGUUCCUCCUGAUGCUGUGUAAGAUUGGUGUGAGAGGAAAACUGCAGACUUCUCCGAGGAAAAUGCUAAACACUGCUCUGAGUGAUGAGGAGAAGGGCAUCCAAGACAAGGAAAGCAAGGAAGAGUCCAUCCUGGCCAUGCUGGGGAUCAUCGGGACGAUCCUGAACCUCGUCGUCAUCAUAUUCGUCUACAUCUACACCACCCUGUGACAUCCACCAGAAUUAUGAUGGAAAAACCAGGCCGUUCCACCAAGGGAUCGUGGGAAUACACACACUGCUGCGCCGGAGUCACACAUCCGGAGGGAAAAACACGGAGAACAGACUCCCUUCAAACAAAGACCAUACCAGGAAGCAUAUAAGCUGUAAAUAAACACGUUAAUCCAUAUUCCCCUCCGCAAAACAAGCAUGGAUCAGUCCACAGGACCUUCUCAUUCACAUCCAACAGCGUCUUUUAAUAAUAAACACAUGAUGAUGAUGAUGAUGAUGAUGUUUCUUACAAACUUUUGCAGGCGACACUUUCAGGUUUAUACUGUAUUUAUUUCUACAAUGAACCGCUUAUUAGUAGACACGAGCUUUGAAAUAGAAAUUUUGUCAUGAGCAUUUUAAUGUCCACAAAACGUGUCGCUAGGCUAGUUUUGCAGUGCAUUUAACUGAAUUAUUGAACUAUUUAUUUAUUUCGUGCAAUGCUUAUAGGCAGAUAUUGUUCAGUACUGUUGUGUGCGGGUUUUAGGACAUGUUUUCCGUGAAGGUGUUUCUCAUGUAAGUGGAUUUAAAUAUAUUACCGUUUCCCAUAGUUUUGAGAGAACGUCUUCAGAACAGUGUUGCCUUAAGAAUGAUCCACACAUUCAUAUCUGCAUCAUUUCAGUCGUUUAUCGAUGCACAGAAACAUAAAAGGCCACAUAAGCACAAAUCUUUACAAAUCAUUUCAUGCAAAUCGUUUUUUAUUUCUAUAUUUUGCCGUAUUACCAACAUCAGACUGUACUAACGUUAAUGAAAGCACAAGAAUAUUUGCAGAAUGAAUGAAUGUACAUUAUGUCAGUGUGACAGAUUUCAGUGCAUAAAGUGCCUGUAUUUCUGCAAAGCAUUCUCUGUCCGGUUAAAUAAUCUUAGUGCGUAUUAUGAAUAUGAAGAGUUUUACAGUAAAUUGCCGUUUUCCUGUCUUUGAGCUUUUGUUUGAAAAAUCAACAUGGAGUUUAUAAUGACAGCAUUUUAAUAUCUUUCUUUGUCAUCAGAUGUUAAAAGAGUCUCUGAAUUGUGUUUGCAUUGGAUUUGAGUAGACUUUAAUUUCAUAUCUACAGGGACAGAACGGUUCGGCAUUACAGUAAUACUCCUUUGUACAUGGGCGAGCUUGUCUAAAACUCUUUUAUGUAUUCGAACAUGUAA
Messenger RNA from Carassius gibelio (silver crucian carp), 1787 nucleotides. Its product is annotated as protein TUNAR-like. The record is from RefSeq and is a predicted model, not a curated record. Lineage: Eukaryota; Metazoa; Chordata; Actinopteri; Cypriniformes; Cyprinidae. Bases 357 to 614 code for a protein of 85 amino acids. The transcript is spliced from 2 exons.